Molecule: messenger RNA, 873 nt
Organism: Eurytemora carolleeae
Lineage: Eukaryota; Metazoa; Arthropoda; Copepoda; Calanoida; Temoridae
Product: START domain-containing protein 10
Exons: 9
Coding region: 1-696 (231 amino acids)
Molecular function (GO): lipid binding
Source: RefSeq, a predicted model, not a curated record
AUGGUGGUUACGCUAAUGCUAAUAGAUUCUAGUACAAUAGUACAAUUAAUAUUAUCAUUAUCAGGAAGUACUGUAGUAUCAAGUAGGCCGGCCGCACAUUCGUCCUUUAGAAUGCUGCGGAUGAGUACAGAGUACAAGAACAUAAAUGCAGACACUAUGUACGAUGUACUGCAUGACCCUGAGUACAGAAAGACCUGGGACAAGCAUAUGGUGGAGAGCAAAGAUUUAGGAGCUUUAAACCCAAACAACGACAUCUCUUAUUAUGCUAUCAGAUGCCCUCCUCCCCUCAGAAAUAGAGACUUCGUUCUUCAGAGAUCCUGGUUACAGACUCAGCAGGAAUAUUUUAUCAUCAACCACAGCGUCUUUCAUAAACAGUGUCCGAGAAGAAAGGAUUAUAUCCGAGGAGUCUCUCAUCUUACAGGUUUUCUUAUAACUCCCAUGGGAAAGGGGUGUAAACUAGGUAAGAACAUAAUAUUAUCUUUCAUUAUGAUAAAGAGACUGGAGAAAGCAGCUGAAAACUACCGGAGCUGGAAGCAGUUUAACCGUCCUGGUUUCAAACCCUGGUUGUACCCGGAGCAACUAGAGAAUAGGAUAUCCAUCCAGGACUGUAUCAGGGAUGAAGGAGAUGAGGUUUCAACCCCUGAGGAUGAAAGUCAGCUGAUGGAAGACGAUCUUCAACUUCAAGUUCAAGACUAAUCAAUCAAUCAAUCAUUAAUUCAUUCCUUUGCGGAUUUUCGUCCACCAACUAUCUGUAUACUGUCUGAACUGAGAAAUCAUCGUAUCUGACUUAAAUAAAUCUAUGGAAUAGGAAGACGACAUUAAAGCAAUUCUGAAGUUUAUUUGAUGUUGUUACAAAGCAAAUAUUUUUAUAUU